UCCCUAUUGUAUAUCCUCUGUCUUUGUUGUGUUGUGAAUGUGUGCGUGCAAUAGAUGGGAGAAAGCUCCAUGCACCGAUCACGACAAAGACAUUGUGCUGUCGCCAUUGUUAUACUGGUGUUGAGCGAUGCCACUUAGAAAAAGCACAGGCGCAGCUGUAAGCCGGGCGUCGUUGUGGUUCUAGUAAGUACUCGUAGCAACCGCCGACCAACCAACCCGAAGUUGUCAGGACAUUGGAUAUUGCCUGGCCACUGCGUGAGUCCGACUGAAAACCAUACAGAGAUUAUUCCGCCGCAUUCUAUUUCUCUUUUCUGCCCUCGGGAGCGGAUCCAAUUAUUUUUUUCCUCGUAUUCUUUUCUGGUCACCGUCAAAUCGCGGGAGUUUGCAGGGUCAAAUUUACUCCCAGACGAUCGACGUAAGCCGUGCGGAUUCGCUUCUCUCCUUUAACUUGCCUCCCCAUCCGUUCCUGGGAUCUGUGCAGAGCGCAGAGCGCACUUCCCACAUGCGGCCCCGGCACCAACCGCCCAGUACGGAACAGCCAUCAUCAUCACCGUCACCUUCACACUACGCCAAUAAGAAACGGCAAGACAACCUUGCGAUGGAAGACCUUCGCCACGCCAAGGAGGCCGUCACGAUAUUCACUCACCACAUAGACCGCCUGCAACCCGAUAGCCACCGACUAUACAAAGGGCUAGAGCAGCAUCUCUCCACAGCACACGCUCGUCGUCACGGGUCCACCGGCUCAGACGUGUCGCGCAAGAUCUUCUCUAAGCGAGGGAAAGGCGUUGGGAAGUCCUGGGUCGAGACGCCGUCUGGUCUCCUGUGGAGUCACAUCAGUCAGACGAUCGAGGAUGUUGCUGCCGACCAACUCGUCGACCCGACGGCGCUCAAGGAGUUUAUUAGCACGCCCGAAAUCCUCGACCUCGGGUCCGACUUUGUGCAUCAUUACAGGCGCCACGUGACCGAAAAGAUGAACUUGGUUGCCGAGGAUCUCUUCUUCGACCUCCAGUCCGUCAAGCAGGGCGAUGCGUCCGCUUCGAGAUGGACUCGCGCCAAAUCGAGCACCAGGGCGGAGUGGGAUCUGGCUAGCCACCUCGCCCGUUUUGUGCUGGGGGCCGACGACUUCCGCAAGAGAGCGGAGCGAGAGGAUUGGAAUGCGUGGGACAGGGGCUUCACCGCGAACGUGUGCUUCUACCUCAGCAUCCUGAGCUGCUUCACAGACAAGGACGCCGAGCGUCGGGCCGCACAGGAAGCGGGAGCACUUCAGCGGAGUUCCCUGAGCAGCAGCAGCAAGCAUUCGCGCCACAGCGGACACAGCGGAGGGGGAUCGACAUAAUUUGAAGAAGGGGGGGAGGGGAGAGAAAAAGGGGGUUGCAAAGGGGUAGAAAGAGGUGUGGCAAAGUGGGCGGGGAAAUACACAAGUUGAUAGAGAACUUCCUAUGGUUUCCCGACAGAGUGAGUAUUCUGGCCCACGGGCCGGCGAAGGCCGGAGAGGGUACGGCCGAUUGGGGAAGAAGCCUCUCGGCGUGACAAUCCGGCCUCGUAUAUGCGUGUUUUCUGGACGGUAGUCCAUGCCCUAGGCACUUAACAUAGCGAUUAAUACCACCAAAGAUUAACAUUGGCUCGAGAAGGAAAUGAUAAAAACAAGUAAAAAUAAGGGAUGCUCCCGGUGGGAGUGUGUUGUGUGUGUGGUGUUGUUGCUCUCUUAUGUAUCCGCGAGACUUAACGAUCUGCAGGGUCGACGGCAAAACCUAUAUGAAUUAGAACCACCCUCUAGUAUUAAGGAUUCCGAGGUAGCUAGGAAGAAGAAGAUUGAAUUAACACUGCUUGGACGGCGGGGCAGGUGUCUACAGGUUGGCGGCACGAAGGAGACGAGGCGAGGGCCCAACAGAAAUAUAACCAGGAAGAGCGAGCGGUAGACUAGAACCAUCUAGGAACCAUUGCAAUAGCACCAUAUAGAUCAAUUGGGCCGCCGAUCGAUAGGAGAUGUUAUUGCUCUGGGCGUCUCUGAUGGUUGUUGCUACAUCAUAUCGUAUUGAACGCUAUCGAGGGAGGGAG
Molecule: messenger RNA, 2058 nt
Organism: Durotheca rogersii
Lineage: Eukaryota; Fungi; Ascomycota; Sordariomycetes; Xylariales; Xylariaceae
Exons: 1
Coding region: 503-1336 (277 amino acids)
Source: RefSeq, a predicted model, not a curated record